This is a messenger RNA of Prorocentrum cordatum, 784 nucleotides long. The record is from the annotation of a GenBank genome assembly. NCBI's taxonomy places the organism in Eukaryota, Dinophyceae, Prorocentrales, Prorocentraceae.
GUACUCGCACGCACCCGCCGAGCUCGGCGAAGAGCGCGGGAUUCCUCUCGCGCAGUACGUGGACGCUCCCAGGCAGCCGGCGUGGAGCGUGUUCGUGAAGGCCACGGCGCCCGGCGCCGAUUCCAUGGCGCUGCCCCCGAGCGCGCUCUUGAGAGAGGAGGAGGCCAGCUUGCCGGCCCUGCGCUCCGUCCAGGAGGAGGCCGCGGUGGACGCGCGGCUGCGCAGGAGCCUCGAGCCGCCCCACGUGUGCGAGUGGACGGUGUACUACGACAAGUGGAUCCCAUCCUUCCAGGGCGGCGAGUACGAGCCCAACAACGCCUUCGGCGGCGCCCACUGCCUCGAGGCCUGCUGCGAGGACCCGUCCUGCAAGGGGCUGGCCUUGGAGUCGUCCGAGAUGUACCAGUGCUACAAGUACGGGGCUGUGCCCGCCGGCGUCGGCGGCAUGCAUGGGGAGGCCCUGGGCGACGGCGCCUGGCUGCGGCACCGCAGGACCGCGUGGAGCAUCAUGGUGAAGGUGGAGAAGCCCCUUCAGCCCGCCUCGGCGCUGGCGGAGCGGCGGCCGGCGGCGGGGUCGGGCCGGGACGCCUCCGCGGCGGCGGGCUGGCUGCCCCUGCUGGCGCACGUGGCGGCCCUCGUGGCGAUGGUGGCGCUGCUCGUGGGCAGCCUCACUACCGCGCUGCAGCGCGUCGAGCUCGUUGGCAAGAAGUUCAUCGGCGGCGCCCACGACCCGGAGGUCACGCGCCUGCUGGAGGUGGCGGGGCUGCCGAAGGCGCGGCCCAGCUGA